AUGCAUCUUAUUGUACAUAAUAUACAUAGAAUAUUUAAAUCAUAUGCACGUUAUUGGUUAACACUAGUAAUUCAUAUGUGUAAUCAAAUGUUUGAAAAAUUUUCUCAAGAUUUAAAUACAUUUAUUAUUGAUACAAUUGUUAUAUUAUUAUCAUGGAAUACUAUAGCCAUAUCAAGGCAAUUAAAUGCAAUAUCAGUACAACGUCUUAUCAAAUAUUUAUAUCUAAAUUGUACACAUAAAAAUUCUAUAGUAAUAGAAUCAAAUUUAGAUUUAAUUAAAAAAUUUGUUGAAUUAUGGAAACAACCUAUAUAUGCACCAACAUUAAUUAUAUAUAAAUGA
Rotaria sordida is the source of this 339-nucleotide messenger RNA. The record is from the annotation of a GenBank genome assembly. NCBI's taxonomy places the organism in Eukaryota, Metazoa, Rotifera, Eurotatoria, Philodinida, Philodinidae.